Molecule: messenger RNA, 2247 nt
Organism: Linum tenue
Lineage: Eukaryota; Viridiplantae; Streptophyta; Magnoliopsida; Malpighiales; Linaceae
Source: the annotation of a GenBank genome assembly
AUGCCUCAUCACCACCACCACCACUUCCUCCUCCUCCUCCUCCUCUCCCUCCCCCUACUCUCCACCGCCGCCGACCCAACGCCACCGCCGCCGCCACCACCGGAAUCCGCCAUCCACACACAAUCCACCGACUGCCCCACCCACUGCGGCGGCGUCGCCAUCCCAUUCCCCUUCGGCACCAAACCGGGCUGCUACCUCAACCCGGACUUCCUCAUCACCUGCAACGCCACCAACGUCCCGCUCCUCGGCUACUCCACGACACGUGUCCUCGACAUCUCCGUCCCCGACGGCGAGCUCCGCAUCGACUCCCCCGUGGCACGCGACUGCUACAACAAGUCCGGCCAGCGCGUCGCCAACGCGCCCUCGGGGAUCUGGGACCUCAAGUUCCCCAUCUCCAACACCCGCAACAAGUUCACCGCCGUGGGAUGCGACACGUACGCGCUGGUCCAGGGCGUGGACGUGGACCAGAAGUACGCCACGGGCUGCAUCUCGUACUGCAGCAAGCGCCGCGACGUGGUCAACGGGUCGUGCGCGGGAGUCGGGUGCUGCCAGGCGCUGGUCCCGAAAGGUGCGCGUGGGUUUUUGGCGACGGUGAACAGCUAUAACAGUCACGCGUCGGUGUGGCGGUUCAAUCCGUGUAGCUACGCGUUUCUGGUGGAGGACAGCGUGUUUGGGUUUUCCACGUCGGAUCUGCCGGAUUUGCGCGGGGUGGCGAGUUUCCCCGUGGUGUUGGAUUGGGCGGUCGGGAACGAGACGUGUAAGGAGGCGGCGGAGAAGGGGUAUUUUGGGAAGAGCAGUGUUUGUAUGGAGAAUAGUCAGUGUUACGAGCAUGAAACGGCGCCGGGGAGUGGGUACCGUUGUAGGUGUUUGGCCGGGUAUCGGGGCAACCCGUAUCUCGCCGGCGGCUGUCAAGAUAUUAACGAGUGCGAUGAUCCAACUUUGAACAAGUGCACAAACUAUUGCAAGAAUACCAAGGGGAGCUACACUUGUUCCUGCCCCAAAGGCCACAACGGAGACGGCCGGAAAGACGGCUCCGGCUGUAUUCCCAAUCGUGGCUCUUCUUUUCAACCCAUCGUCGGAGUCAGCGCCAGCGUGUCGUUUGCAUUCAUGUUCAUCUACCUAACCUUCAUGGGCGUCCACAAGCGGAAGCAAAUGAAGCACAAGAGAGAGUUCUUCAAGCAGAACGGCGGCAUUCUCCUCCAACAGCUCCUCUUCAAAACCAACCCUAAUUCCUCCUCCUCCUCACUCAACAACAACAACAACAACAACACCGCCAGAAUCUUCACCGAGCACGAGCUCAACCUCGCCACCAAAAACUUCAACAAGUCCAUGGUCGUCGGCCGCGGCGGCUUCGGCGUCGUCUACAAGGGCACCUUCUCCUCCUCCUCCGCCGCCGCCACCACGGUGGCGAUCAAGAAGUCGAUGGCCAUCGACCGGAGCCAGAUCGAGCAGUUCGUCAACGAGGUGAUCGUGCUGUCGCAGAUCCACCACCCGAACGCGGUGAAGCUUUUGGGUUGCUGCCUGGAGACGCAGGUGCCGCUGCUGGUGUACGAGUUCAUCACCAACGGGACGCUGUUCGAGCACGUGCAUGAGGAAGGGUUUAAAGGGUCGCUGCCGUGGGAGACGAGGCUGAGGAUCGCGGUGGAGACGGCGGCGGCGCUGGCGUACAUGCACUCCAUGCAGAUCAUACACAGGGACGUGAAGUCGGCGAAUAUACUGCUGGACGAUGGGUUCACGGCCAAGGUGGCGGAUUUCGGGGUGUCGAGGCUGGUGCCGUUUGACGAGGAGCAGAUUUCCACGUUGGUUCAGGGGACCUUGGGGUACAUGGAUCCCGAAUACUUCCAGUCAGGGAUCCUGACGGACAAGAGCGACGUGUACAGCUUCGGGGUGCUGCUGGCCGAACUUCUGACCGGAAAAAUGGCGAUAUCGUCGGAGUGCAAGGAGAAGAGCCUGGCGCUCCACUUCCUGUGCUCCCUGAAGGAAGAAUACUUGCUUGAGAUACUUGAAGAACGAGUGAAGGAAGAAGGCGACGUGAAGCAGCUUUCCAAAGUGGCUGAGGUGGCCAGGAGCUGCCUGAAGCUGGAAGGAGACCAGAGGCCCACGAUGAAGCAAGUGCUUCAGGAGCUUCAGGAUCUGACUACGACGACGACGGAGCAUAGCUUGGUCGCCGGCGGCCCGGGAGGAGAUCAGUCUCCACCGCUAAAUACUGUCGGCCGCCAUGCUUUUGGUGAACUCAAGGCCAGAUAG